CCUGGGCCUACCUCUCGACCCCAAGCCUCCCAGCCCCAUGGUCCCCGCCGCCUGCAUGCUGCUCUGGGCCCUGCUGCUUAGUCUGGGGCCCCGGGCGGCGGGGGCCCAAGAGCAGACGUCAAACCCGACCGCCACCGCCACCGCCACCGCCACCGCCACCCUGACGACUGGGGUGCAGAGGAUCAGCUUCCGCUUUGGGGGCCCAGCCCGCAGCCGCCGAAGCACAAGCAUCACCUCCCAGAACAGUGUACCCCAGAAGAUGAAGGUAACGCUGGAGGAUGAUAAUGAUGCCCUGGCCGUUGCUGACCGCCUGGCUGCUCCGGCAGCCGCUGAGCUCCUGUCCACUGUGACGGGCACUAGCCGGUCGUCAAUGGUCGACCCCAUUGAGUAUGAGGAGGAUGGUUCCUUGGAAGAGGGAGUCGUGAUUGAUGCCAGAAAAACCACCUUCCCUAUGACUCUCUUUUCGACCCACAAUACUGGAGGAAGUUCUAGCAGUACCGGGAGAGUUAUAGCCAAUAGCCAGGAUCCAGAGAUUAGGAUGACCACCGAACUGUCAUCCCUCACUUCAAAGCCUUCUGUGGACAUGACUACUAUAGACCUGACUUCUGACACCACUGGGCGCCAGUGGUCGACACCUGGGUCCACCCCAUCCUCGUGGCCAUCACCCUCACCCACAGCCAUGCCAUCUCCUGAGGAUCUGCGGGUGAUGCUGCUGCCUUGGGGUCCAUGGCACUGCCACUGUAAGUCAGGUACCAUGAGCAGGAGCCGCGCUGGAAAGCUGCAUGGCCUUUCUGGGCGUCUUCGAGUUGGGGCACUGAGCGAACUCCGCACGGAGCACCGGCCCUGCACCUACCAGCAAUGUCCUUGCAAUAAGCUCCGGGAGGAGUGCCCUCUGGACUCGAGUCUCUGUCCUGACAAUGGCUGCAUCUCUCACACCACCUUGGUCAGCACCUCUCCACAGGUCCCUGUCCAUCUGAGACGCAGACCCAUCCUCCCACUCACUAGCCCGAGCCCGAGCCCAGCUCUUACCUUUUGGAAACGUGUCAAGAUCGGCCUAGAGGAUAUCUGGAAUAGCCUUUCUUCAGUGUUCACAGAGAUGCAACCGAUAGAAAGAAAUCAGAGGUAA
Molecule: messenger RNA, 1126 nt
Organism: Onychomys torridus (southern grasshopper mouse)
Lineage: Eukaryota; Metazoa; Chordata; Mammalia; Rodentia; Cricetidae
Gene: C6H1orf56
Product: chromosome 6 C1orf56 homolog
Exons: 2
Coding region: 38-1126 (362 amino acids)
Biological process (GO): regulation of cell population proliferation
Source: RefSeq, a predicted model, not a curated record